Messenger RNA from Vespa velutina, 2211 nucleotides. It is a transcript of the gene Hand, whose product is annotated as heart- and neural crest derivatives-expressed protein 1-like. The record is from RefSeq and is a predicted model, not a curated record. NCBI's taxonomy places the organism in Eukaryota, Metazoa, Arthropoda, Insecta, Hymenoptera, Vespidae. Gene Ontology annotation, biological process: regulation of transcription by RNA polymerase II; developmental process. The transcript is spliced from 3 exons. The coding region runs from base 413 to 1492 and encodes 359 amino acids. Gene Ontology annotation, molecular function: protein dimerization activity; RNA polymerase II transcription regulatory region sequence-specific DNA binding; DNA-binding transcription factor activity, RNA polymerase II-specific.
AGCUUGGCAGGCAGCAUCUCGACAGGGAGAGAGACCCUCCACGGAGGCGUAGACGAAACCGAGCUCCGCCCUUGCGAUCCCACCCAUGAUCUCGUUCGCCAGACGACCUUGAGAGCUUUAGCUUCCAUGUCGGUUGGCAGAGUACUCGGUGAUCAUCCUUCUCAGUGACCCCGCGACUGCAUCCGAAAGCGCAUCAUCGAUUCGAUGAAGCAACCAUUCGCGAAAGAAUGAUAUUUCGUAUUCACUGAUAUUCCAUACGCCAACCAGACUCCUUCCUAUUUUGCGCGUUAUAAUUCGCGACACUGUGAUAGAUCUUUUUACGUUUAUUAUCUUGUGAAAUUACAUUUUUGUUCAUCCUUGUGUGUGUUGUCAUCGAAAAAUCGUGCAAGAUCACGCGAUCGUGAUCGCGAAAAUGCUCGGUGGAUUCGACGCUCAAUCGGACUAUUAUCCACAGUGGCAUCAGCCGUGCAAUUAUGUCACCCAGCUUCCUUACGGUCCACUCGGUGGUCCAGACUCGGAUAACCAAUCGACGUACUGGGGGGCGGAUUCCGGUAUCUCUGGUGGUAGUUCGGGCGCAGGAAGCCCAACGGCCUCUACGCCACCUCUGAUAGAAGAGAUCGGUGUUCAGGAUUCAAAUUACUCAGCUCUUCAACAAUACGUACAUCCAAGCGCGAACGGUGCACAACAUUACUCUACUUUGUUGUACCCACAACAACAGCACCAUCAUCAUCAUCAUCAUCAUCAUCACCAUCAUCCUCAUCAUCCGCAGCAUCCUCAUCAUCAAGAAACGCAUCAUCAGCAACAACAAACGCAGCAGCAGCAGCCGCCACAACAACAACAACAACAACAACAACAACAACAACAACAACAACAACAACAACAACAGCAACAGCAACAACAACAGCAGCAGCAGCACAAUCAACGUAGAGGGGACGAAUUUACGAUGGCCGGUGUCGGAGGUGCCGGUGGUUCAGCAGUUUCGUUAAAUGGCGUCGGCGUCGGUGUCGGCGUCGGUGUCGGUGUCGGCGUUGGCGUCGGAUCUCUUCAGCAACAUCUUCAGCAUCAAGCUGCAAGGGAGGGCAACCCGAUGGUUAGGCCUAAACGCCGUAAUACGGCUAAUAAAAAAGAGAGAAGACGCACUCAGAGCAUUAAUAAUGCUUUCGCGGAUCUAAGGGAUUGCAUUCCGAAUGUACCGGCGGACACGAAGCUCUCGAAGAUAAAGACAUUGAGGCUUGCUGCCUCGUAUAUCGGAUAUUUGAUGGCCGUAUUGGAAAGCGACGAAAGCGAGGAGCCUCAAACUUUCCGUGCCGAGAUAUUGUCCAACGGUAGGAGAAACAAGAACGCCCAAUCAAGUCAGAGCGAGACGUGUUUGCAAUCUAUUUCGAACGUAGCUCACGAAGAAUCGUCCAAGAGCAAAGGCCGAACGGGAUGGCCGCAACACAUGUGGGCCCUGGAAUUGAAGCAAGAAUCGCCAACGAAUCAAAUGCAAUAAAUCAAAGAUCGAAAAACUCAUUAUUUGACGUUCGCCUUAGAACGGAUUAAAAAUUUAUUUAUAAACGAUUAUUGUAAAAAUGAAAGAGAUCUCUCGCGCGUUGUACAUAUUUCGCGUUUAAAUUUAUGUGUAAAUAGAGAAUGCUCGUUGCUUUUAGUUGCUCGUCAAUUUAGCAUAUCGUUACAAGGAAAAGGAGAAAGAGAGAGAGAAAGAGAGAAAGAAAGAGAGAGAGAGAAAGAAAGAGAGAGAGAGAGAGAGAGAGAGAGAGAGAGAGAGAAGAGAGAAAAGAGGAUAAUAACGGCUUGCGGUCCUCCUGACAUUUAAUAAUUUGUAAGCGAGUUUAGAUAAAUACUUGAUCUCUUUGAGAUUCCUUUCUAUUAUUAAGAAUCCUCGCUCUUUGAUUCGUUUGUAAACUUUUGUAUAAAGCACCGUUAACCCUUAAAGGCUAUCAUAGCUGUAAUUUCACUCCAUGCAAAUUUUCUUAAAAAACGUAACGACUUGUACGACGGACAAUGUUUUGCCUAUUUAUUCAGACUAUCAGAAAUGACAACGUUAUCGUAAAACAUAUCAGUUCUCUCGCAUACUUUUCUAUACCUAAAUAUAAGAACAACAAAAAAAAAAGAAAGUUAAUUCGGGCUGAUAUUUGGUGAUAGCUUUUAAGUCUUAAAGUCCUGUAAAAGAUAUCAAUCGGCAAUAAUAAAAACGUCGUAUCACCAAGA